GACGCAAGGUCGACGCAAAGCUUCCUUUUGUGGCGGCUUUUACCUUUUUGUGAGGGCUUUUGCCCCACACUAAAUCGCCAUAUUCUAGUAGUGUUUGUUGCAUUCUCUUGACGGCAUUUGAAUUUAGGAACUCAUUAUUCAAGCCUCUACAGACGAUGUCCCACUUUGAUAUUUUUGCACCAACUCUUUUGCAGCAGCCCGUGAUACCUCUAAAACGUCAUUCUAAAACAGCCACUCCCCAGCAGGAAGACCAAAAGCAAACAGCAUCUGAAGAAAAGUUUUUGAAAUUCUUCCAAAUUCAGGUUCAAGAGAUCCUCACAACCCUUUGUGAGAUCUCCAAUCAACCUGAAUCUGAAAAUCCGGAAAGAUCAACAGAAAAUCUGGAAAAGUCCACUCCUCCAGAAGCUACAGAGGAAGAAGCUCAGGAGGAACCAGCAGUAGAAACACUGAGAAACUUUGAAGAAGCUGAAGAAGGAGCUCAAAUAGCCAGACUGGAAGCUAGUGAAACUCCAGUUACUAUUCUUGAGCAACAAACCAAAGAUGUAGUAACCAACUUUCACUUCCAUAGUUCUUCCACAUCCACCUUUCCGGAUGAGAUGCCGGAAUCCUGGACCAAGAAAGCCUCAUUCAGGCAAGACCUAGAGAAGGUAGAAAUGAGACACAGUCAAAUUCUAGAGAAGAAUGAAGAGAAAUAUAGCUCAAACCUUAAGGAAAUAAGCCAAUCGGUGAACAAAACUGUAGAGAUCAUCUCUCUAUUGAGUAAUUCUGAGAGCAAUACAAUUAUGGCUUAUGCCUCUGACUGCCAUCUUCAACUCAAAGAAGCCAUGGAAAUCCAGCUGCAGAUUGCCAGUGUCACAACCAGUCUUCAGAAGCAGAUGUCAUUUCUCCAAAUGGACAUCAGGUCAGCCCUGGCAGUAUCAUCAGCAAACCAAGUGGUAACUCAAGAUUACCUGAAGAUUCUUGCUGACAAUCAGAAGGAGGCAUUCAAGCUUUUCAAGCACUUUGGAACCUUCAUUGCCAAACACAAACUGGAUGUGAUUGUCCAACACAAAAGUUUACCUCCAAUUCCAAAGCUUCCGAUUCAAGCCAAACAGGGAGAGAUCGCGUACAUUCCAACUCAUUUGAACAUGACGGAACUGAUUUUGGAGGCCCAGCAGAGCAAUCCGGAAAACUCAAUUCAACAUCUGUCAAACAAUGAGUUUGAUGGAACAGAUGAGUUAGGAACCUUUGCCUCCCACUUCGCAAAUGAUGCUCAGACAAAGGAGAGAUAUAACAAUCUCAAGCGCAUCAAGGAAGAAUGUGGAGUUAUGCAAAGCACUGGUGAGGCUGUCGGAUCAUCUAAACGCAAGAAGAAUUGAAGGACCUUUUCAUCAAAACAGGGGGAAGUCUUGAUACAUUAUUUAUGUUUUGAUGAAAACACCUUCUUGUUUAAACAUUAGUCUGUGUUUAAACACUUUUGACGGAAAUUGCGUGCGAAGAAGAUGAAGAAGAUGUUUUGGCGAAGCUUUCCGGCGACUCCUCCUCUGGACGGAAAUUGCGUGCGAAGAAGAUGAAGACAUGAGGAGGGCCGUACAUAUGCCACACUUCCUAAUUGUAACGGAAAUGGUUUCCUCCCCUUAUUUAUUAGAGUAAUGAUAGAGUCACAAACAAACAGUUCACAAAAUUCACAAACUUACCUUUUUAACACUUUUCUAGAAAUAAGAUGCACUCAAAUUA
Cuscuta campestris is the source of this 1716-nucleotide messenger RNA. NCBI's taxonomy places the organism in Eukaryota, Viridiplantae, Streptophyta, Magnoliopsida, Solanales, Convolvulaceae. The record is from the annotation of a GenBank genome assembly.